GUACUACCUGGCCACGACAGAGGGCUGGUCCGCGGUGCAGCAUCUGUACAGGAUAUCCGUGCGCGGCCCGGACCGCAGACCGACGUGCCUGAGCUGCGACGCGGGCCGAGAAAUGGACAGGAACCGGUGUCUCUACAACACAGCCAAGUUUUCCACCGAUCAUUCGCAUUACGUGCUCACUUGCGCCGGCCCUGGAGUCCCCGAGAUCGCUGUUUACGACAGAAACUCGAAGAAGCUGUUUGUGUGGGAGAACAACGAGGCAGUUUCGGAAAUCAUCGCCGAGAAAUCGCAGCCAGUGGUGCGCCGUUACAAUGUGCCGGUGCCCGGCGGCUUCAAAGCCCGCGUCCGUCUGCUGAUCCCGCCUGACGCCGACCUGUCCGGUGCUACGAAGUACCCGAUGCUGAUCUUCGUAUACGGUGGUCCAGAUUCGUAUCAGGUGACGGAAAAGUUCAACGUCGACUGGGGUACAUAUCUGGUAACGAACAAGAGCAUCAUUUACGCGACCAUCGACGGCAGAGGUUCCGGCCUAAUGGACAACGGGAUGCUGUUCGCCGGAUACAGGAAGCUGGGCACCGUCGAGAUCGCCGAUCAGAUUAACGUUACCAGGCACUUACAAGACACUCUGCCGUACAUCGACCGCACCAGGACGGCGAUAUGGGGCUGGAGUUACGGUGGAUACGCGACAGGCAUGACGCUCGCCAUGGAUUAUCGCGGUGUCUUCAAGUGCGGCAUGUCCGUGGCACCUGUAACGGAUUGGACUCUUUACGAUUCAAUUUACACGGAACGGUUCAUGGGUUUGCCCACGGUCGAGGACAAUUCCCACGGCUACGAGCAGGGUGAACUACUGAACAAGGUAGACAAUAUUAAAACAAAGAUGUAUUACUUGAUCCACGGAACUUUGGACGACAACGUGCACUAUCAGCAAUCUCUGCUUCUCGCCAAGGUACUCGAGCAGAAGGAUAUUCUGUUUCGACAACAGACAUACACGGACGAAGACCACGGGAUCGCCCAAUCGAGAGCUCACCUGUACCACUCAUUGGAGAACUUUUUGGACGAAUGUUUCGAAGCCUCAUCAUGAUCACAGCGUUAGACACAAACCGACAAUCUAGAUCCUCCGCGUCACCUGCCUCACAUUCCACCUGUAAAUACCCUGUCACGUGUACAUACUCGAUGUACAAUAUGUAAUAUUGUAUUGAAGCGUUAGUGUAUAUAAUCGAAAGGGAGAACCUAAAAAUAGGUACACUCGACGCAAACAGUCGCAAGAAGAAUGGUCCGACCGUUCCUCGUGAUUCCGCGAGGGACGAUAAGAAAAAAAAAAUGAAUCGGUAUCCCGAUGACCGACAAUUGUGUAUUCGAAUCGUUUUUCAUUGACAGAAUAGAUAUAGACACUGUUAUCAAAUUCGAACUCCGGUGUUUUCAAGUGAAAAUAUAAUUGUUCCGUACGCUGUGCUAUAGUCCGACUCGAAUCGAGCGGGUGUUCGAGGUCACUGUCAACCGGGCUUCCCCGUUAAUAACUACCAAUAUGCUCCAUCUCUCGACAACUCGUUCAUACCUAUAGAUACAUACUCUGGCUGCCAAACAGAGAGGUAAGCUGAUGGUAAAAUAGAAAUCGGACGUAACGAGAGCGACCACGAACAGCCGAUCGAUCUCUAUCCCUCAAACUGUAGCGUGAUUUUACGUCGUGUUGAGGACAUUUUUAACCCUUUGCACUCAGAAGGUCAGUCAAGUUCACCACUUGAUUUGACGGAAAACUAUAAAAUCUGAUGUUUAACCCUUUACGACGAAGAUUCUUUGAAAUGUCACUUGGAAUGCGACUGAAGUUCACCACUUAAUUUUACGAAAAACUAUAAAAUUUGAUGUUUAACCCUUUGUGGCGAAGAUUCUUUGAAAUGUACGAAACCUUUAACAGACGAAGCUAAAUUAUAUAGCAAUUGCUUAACACGUUCGCUGCGUCACAGAUUUGUUACAGCCGUAAUCCUAUAUUUUACAUAAUGAAAAUGAGAUUAAUCUUAUAGAUAUUGUUAUUAGAAAUUAUAAACUAUAUUUAGGAACUCAAUGACUCGUUUCAGUUUCAUUUUUCUAAUACUUGGUUUAGAUUUAUUGGAUUAAAGAAAAUAUAAUUGAGGAGACCGUCACUGAAAUAAGGGCUGGUAGCGAACGGGUGAAGCAAUAGAAAAAAAGGAAACUUCGUGUUUGUCUCUUGCUAUUUGAGUAAUUCAAUCAUUCGUUUGCGAUUUAGUCUUCUUAAUAUGAAUAUUUCAUCUCGCCGAAAUGUCGACAUUCGUAAAGGGUUAAUGUUGAACUUUGUGAAAUAUUGGAACAAAAUAGCUUUGUUCCUCAAUAUAAUUGUGAUUUCUGUUCGAGUUAGUUUCAUGUCGUCGUUGUCUCGUGAAAAAAUGUUAAAUAUUUCUAGUGAGGGACUUCCGAGUGCAAAGGGUUGAUGACAUACGAGAAAACUGGGAAAUGAGAAAAUACGAGAAAUGAUAACGAAUCAGGGCUAGAAUAAUGUUAUUUUCUGAGAACGUUGUAAAGUUACUGGCUUACGAGAGUAUUUAUUAGAAACGAUUUAACAGAAUUUGUUAAUAUAUGUCUUAAACAAUAUUAUUGAGGAGAAAUAUGUGUACUUAGUGUUUGAUAGAUCACUGAACACGUUUGCUACUAGCUUCGGUGACGUUCUCACUUAUAAUAUUUUCUUCAAUGAUAAAUCUAAACAAAAUAUUUAAAAAAUGAAACUGAAACGAGUCAUCGAGCUCCUAAAUAUAAUGUCGUAGUUUAUAAUUUCUAAUAACAAUAUCUAUAGGAUUAAUUUCAU
Nomia melanderi (Alkali bee) is the source of this 2812-nucleotide messenger RNA. The record is from RefSeq and is a predicted model, not a curated record. NCBI's taxonomy places the organism in Eukaryota, Metazoa, Arthropoda, Insecta, Hymenoptera, Halictidae.